AUGGGCCGACGACACAAGUCGAUGCAAGGGUACCAGCAGUACAUCGAGUAUCAGCGGGAGUAUUACCGCAAGCACCGGGCGACGCGCCUCGCCAAGCAGCGCGAGUACGACCGGAAGCGGCGCCACGGCUCGACGCACAAGUUGACCAAGUCAAAGGACGGGAUCCCGCUCUCGCCAACGAGCUCGGAAGCGUCGUCGACGACGGCAACCGAAUCGGCGCGCCCCGUCAACAAGCUCUCGCUGCUACCGGCGCCGAUGGCCGAGCCCCAUGCAGCAAGCACGAGCGUGCUCACGGACGCGAGCCUCCUCCGCAGCAUCUGCGCGUACCAGCAUGGCUUCUUCGCCGAGCUGCUUCCGCGGCUUGAGGAAUCGCGGGCCAUGACGACGACCAACGUCGGCGGGUUCCUGCAGUACGAGCUGCCACCGCGCUACGCCCUGCUCCUCGGCGACGACAGUCUUGCCGUCUACGGCAGCUUUACACUCUACCUCCAUCCGUUUGAGCGCGAUGCGCGGUUCCCGCUGCACCUGGCGAUCUUGGAGGGCCAGCUCCACGUCGUGGCGCGGUUCCUCGAUUGCCGAGGCCGCGCGUGGCUGUCGGCCGACGCCUUCUACCUUGCCGUGCAGCGAGGCCACGAGGUCAUUGUGCGCUACCUCUGCGAGAGGCGUCUGUGUCCGUCCACGGACGGCCCAUGGCGCGAUGCGAUCACGCUCGCAACCCGGCACAAGCGCGCGCGCGUGCUCUCGCUCUUGGAGGCGGCACAGGAGAACGACGCCAAGCGGCGCCACGUCACCAAGUAGCACGCACUCGCAUCCCAAACGACAUUGUACCCUGGAGCGUACUUUACUAUUAAAGGUUGCCUAUAUAAGUGACAAGGUGCCGGC
Messenger RNA from Saprolegnia parasitica CBS 223.65, 882 nucleotides. RefSeq lists its product as hypothetical. The transcript has 2 exons. Bases 1 to 798 code for a protein of 265 amino acids. Lineage: Eukaryota; Oomycota; Saprolegniomycetes; Saprolegniales; Saprolegniaceae. The record is from RefSeq and is a predicted model, not a curated record.